This is a messenger RNA of Geodia barretti, 672 nucleotides long. The record is from the annotation of a GenBank genome assembly. Lineage: Eukaryota; Metazoa; Porifera; Demospongiae; Tetractinellida; Geodiidae.
AUGCUGCUAGGAUCUGCCGAGCGUACCGGGAUCGACGCCAACGUCGCCAAACCGCAGGUUGCCUUCCGGGAAUCGGUCGCAGGUGCGGUCGAGCAUCACGUGCAGUUCGAGCGGGAGAUCGGCGGGCGGCCGCACCACGCGGGGGUGGGUCUGCGCGUCGCACCGCGCAACCAGGGCGGCGAGUGCACCUACGAUCCCGGCACGAUCCCGGCGGCCGCGGGCCUUCCCGAGGAGCUGUGUGCGGCGAUCGCACGCGGCAUCGAAGCAGCCUUCUCCUCCGGCCCCGGAUUCGGAUACCCGAUGGUCGACGUGUCGGUCGAGCUGAUCCACUGCGACUACGAUCAGGAGCGCGCCAGCCAGUUCGCGUUCGAAGCCGCCGCUGCAACCGGGUUCGUCACCUGCUGCCGCAAGGCUGCGCCGAUCCUGCUGGAGCCGGUGAUGAGCGUGGACGUCACCACUCCCCAGGAGUUCGUCGGCGAGGUGCUCGGCAGCUUGCAGAUGCGGGGCGGUGCCAUAGAGACGGUGGAGUCGGGCCACGCCGCCGAACGCGUCAGCGCCAAGGUGCCGCUCGGGGCGAUGUUCGGGUACACCACAGAUCUGCGCAGCGCCACCCAGGGCCGCGCCGCGUACACGAUGGCGUUCGCCCACUACGCACCGUCGUGCAAGAGCUGA